Messenger RNA from Solea solea (common sole), 3527 nucleotides. RefSeq names its product myocyte enhancer factor 2b (gene mef2b). Gene Ontology annotation, biological process: positive regulation of transcription by RNA polymerase II. The transcript has 10 exons. Lineage: Eukaryota; Metazoa; Chordata; Actinopteri; Pleuronectiformes; Soleidae. Bases 142 to 1413 code for a protein of 423 amino acids. Gene Ontology annotation, molecular function: protein dimerization activity; DNA-binding transcription factor activity, RNA polymerase II-specific; RNA polymerase II cis-regulatory region sequence-specific DNA binding. The record is from RefSeq and is a predicted model, not a curated record.
AGAGAAAGCAGCGCUCAUCCUGAACCAUCUGCAUCUACUGCUGCAUCAUCAGCUUUUUCCCGUUGGUCUUGUUCGAGUGGGUGAAACUCAGAAGGAGCCUGAGGAACAGGUGUUUCACAGAUUUACAGACGGCAGAAAAAAAUGGGAAGAAAGAAAAUACAAAUCUCCCCUAUUAAGGACCAGAGGAAUAGACAGGUGACCUUCACCAAGCGUAAGUUUGGUCUGAUGAAGAAGGCGUACGAGCUGAGCGUGCUGUGCGACUGUGAGAUCGCCCUCAUCAUCUUCAACAGCACCAACCGUCUGUUCCAGUACGCCAGCACAGACAUGGACAAAGUGCUGCUCAAGUACACAGAGUACAGCGAGCCGCACGAGAGUCGCACCAACACAGACAUACUGCAGACCCUGCGCAAGAAAGGCGUCGGCAUCGAUAGCUCAGAGCUCGACAGCGAGGAGAGUGCACUGGUGGCUGCAGAAAAAUACCCCCUGUGUGAAGGCAUGGAUCUGUCUCUGACUCGUCAGCGCUUCUAUACUCCGUCUCUGCUCACUCCAGAGCCUCAGUUGCAGGUUUCUCCCGGCUGUGAAAACGGCUUCACCAACUCUUCUGGUUCCAUCGUGGCGUCCCACAGAGCCCAGGCCUUUAAACCCAUCAGCUCUAGACCCGGCUCUGCCAGUCCUGCUGCACCACACACGCACUCUGCUUUCAUGUCUGCACACUCAGGUAUCGGCUACCCCGUGUUGUCCCACAGUAAUCUGAACCGAGCUCUGGACAUGAAAAGUCCUCCUGUUCUGACCCUGGGCAGCGAGAGCCUGCGGGCAGACGCUGCUAAUCAGGCCAUGGCCCCCACACAUGUUAACCACAGCUCUGCUAGGGGUCUCUUGUACCAGGGUCUGCACGGCGGCAGCUCCAUGAUAGCCAUGAGCAAGGCAGGACUGCUGGGCCACAGUCUGGGGGCCUACAGCCUUCCUUCUCCUGCAACCCCUGAGUACAGCCAGUCUGGCUUUUAUCAGUCUGUACAGCGAGGAGCCGUGAACCCGUGGCAAACAGCUCAGCUGCCUCAGGAGCCCCAUGGGCCUCAUACAAGCCCGGGGACGUCCACUGGAGGGUGCUCCUUCCCUUCCCAAUGUUGCCCCUCAACCUCUCCACAUCUGCCCUCCCUCAAUCGCAACAUCAAAUCGGAGCGUUGCUCUCCCGAGCACAUGUCCUCGCCCACCUCUCCCCCUCUGCACCACCACCACCACCUCAGACAGCUAUCUCCAAUGAGCGACCUUGAGUCGGCUCGCCAUACACCUCCAGAAACCCGGCCAGCCAAUGGCACAAAGGAAUUUCCCACAGCCAGCGGCUACCAACAAGACGAGAAGGAAGGAGGGCAGCCACUGGGGCGGUUAGAGAUGAGUGAUGGCUGGCAGAGAUAGCUGGCUGCUGCGGCACCAUCUCCCCGUCUGUCACCUCAAUGCUCUUUAAAGGCAGUGCUCAUAACAUACACAGACACACACACACACACACACACACACACAAAUGUAACACUGAAUAUAUCCAAAUGGGGUCAAUUGGUCCUCGUCCUCCCACAGAGGAAGGAAUGUCUCUCUUUGUCUCACCACACAGAGCUGGUCUCUCCUGGGCAAUCACUCGAUUGAUCCACUGAGGAUCAUGUGAUGCAAAAAGAAAUUCGUUUUCUGUUUGGUUUUUCUUUCUUUUUCUUUUUCUCUUUCUCUGUGGAGAUCAUCCGAAUCAAAAAAAAAGAAAAAAAGGAAAAUUAAAAUGUGUUUGUUUUGUUCUGUGACUUUGUUGGAGGUAGCGUCAGCACAGUGGGACCAACUGAAUUUCUGCAAAACUAUAUUAUAUAUACAUAUAUAUACAUACAUAUAUAUGUACAUUUACAUAUGUAUAUAUAUAUAUAUAUAUAUACACAUAUAUAAAUAUUUGGCUUUCAGUGCAGCCUUCAGUGUUAAUAGGUCUGGUACAAAUAUUGGAAAAUAGCUGUAAUAUUACUCUCCACACUGCCUUUGUAUGAAUAUGACAAUGAAAAGCAGACAGGAAUGGAAAUGACACCAUUGUAACACCAGCAAAAACACCUGUAAAACUUUAUAAACCCCAUUUUUUAGAAACAUCGGGCUACUUUCUAAAAAUACAAUAAAACUCCCGAGUCUGUGUCAUCAUUUACGAUUAAUUUUAGUUUCACCAAGGAUAUUUUAUCCUUAUCCCUAUCCCGUAGUAGACAGUAUAUACGUACCCAUAAAUGACAUAAAACCAGUCAAGCUACACAAGAACCGACGUAAAUAUGUGGAAUAUCAACGUUUCAUUCAGAAAAUGACCUUAAAAUCCAGGGAACUUCAAGACAGCCAAGCUUUCCACACAGUUUUAUUUUAUGAAGACAUUUUAUUCACCAUUCAUCAAGCUAUGACAUGGUAGCAAGACAGUUUAUUAUGUAACACCACCAAAGGGCUCAAUGUUCAUGCACCUUCAGCAGCGAUUUCUCUCCUUAACCUUUACACCUUUACAUCUGCGACCUGUUUAUUUUGGAACCUUCCACAACUAACGUGUAUAAUCUUAUUUCUUUUUCCUUUUACCUUUUAAAUAAAAACUUCAAGUCGUUCAACAAGUUAGAGAUUUUAUAGUUGUUAUUGUAUUUUUUACUAAGGGUCCCAACUUCUCUGAAAAUGGGGUUUGUGUCUGUUUCAUCACUGGAGCCUUGGUCUGGUUUGAAACCGUGAAAAUGUGCCUUGACACAUUUACAAAAGUAGAGGUACAUGUUAUUUUAUUAUUAAGUUCUUCAACGGUCCUGUCCCUAAAAAUAUUCCUUUACAUUUAGUUUACGAAAUGAGAGAAAUCGUGAAUUCUGCACAAGAAUGUGGUUGAAGUUCAGCUUAUAUGAAACUGAAAUGGUCCAAAUCAAAUCAUGCAGGGUGUCUGUAUUACAUGUGUUAGAGGGAGGGUCAGUCAAGUUUAUUUGUAGGACAGCUCUCUUCUUACAGAGCAAAACAAAGUGUUAUUAUUUUGGAACCAAAUUAAGAGAGGAUUACCUCGAUAAAGAAAACCAUAAACUGAAUUGUGCAUAUUUAAAGAUGUGGGCAUAGAUCUGAAAAAAAACAAAAAACUGUGAACUGACCCUUUAAAAGCUUGGCAUUGGUGGAUCUCAGGAAUUUGGAUGAAUGUUUCCUUGAAUUUUAAAAUAAGGAUUUCCUCCCAUGUUUGUAUGUACGACGACAGUUGUGGAUAAGCUACAUUUCAGUCAUGUUGUCUUGAUUUAAUUUGUCAAAAUGUAUGAAAAUCUGAUUCCAAUAAAGACCCAGUUUUGUCCUUAUAUGCAUCACAAUCAAAUACGGCAACAUCCAAAUAUGUAUUUAUCUGAGGCAAGUCUAUUAAUAAAUCAGAUAAUGAUGUACAGUACAGUCUAAACUCCUUAUUUCAGAAGGGCUUGGUUUUGUACGAGUGUAUUGAUAUUUAUCAAUAUCACAAGACUCUGUAAUGGAUUAUUUCUUAAAUAAUUUCUCUGCAAAAACACAGAUUAUACCUUUUUAAAUGAUGA